AUGAAGGUUCAACUUAUAAUGACCUUUUUCGGUGCUCAACCAUCAGAUAAAGUUAAAGUCAGCGAUGCACAACAAGUGCUGGUGUACUGCAUGACUAUCAGUACCUACACGAAGCCUGAAGGAUUCUUCAACAUCGGCCUGACGGCUGGACAGGCAUGGCAGUUACCUUCGAAGAGCACGCUGUCGAACAAGCUUGGAGAUUAUCAUCGUCGGAGCAGAAGGCAGCUGUAUCGUAAGAUGGAGCUUCUUUUGGAAAGCCAAGGCAAGGAUGGAAAAGCCUGCGUUCUCAAGACGAUUUGCAACGCCGCUGGAAGGAGUCAAACGGAGAUUGGCAAAGGUCAUUUCAUGCAAGAGAUACUACACGCCAUGUUUUCAUUACCAGCGAGCUACAACGACGCUGAUCCAAUGACUGAGUACGAGAGAGCUUACUUCCUGAAAGAGAAUUGCAACGAAGCGCGGCGGAAAUGUCCGGAUGUAUUCUGAGAGAGAGAGAGAGAGAGAGAGAGAGUCCUUCUUCUUAAUUUACCAAAUAACCAUGCUGCGACUAUGGUGUCCAGGGAGGUCUCUCGAAGGCACUCGAGUUACGUUCGUGCACCGUCCUCGUCCGACGUCGUAUUUUAUGCGCUGACUAUUCGAUUAACGUUGGGAGCUUACUAACGGAACUAAGCUUAUUCGUUUAUUAUACAAAGGAUAAAUGUUCGUAACGACGUGUAGAGAAUUAUAGUGCCAUUUUCUCUAUCCGUUUUUCGGGCAAUCAAUUGUAUCGGUUACAGAUAGAGGAUAGAAAUCUUUGGGUAAUCAAGUAGAAUACUUACGUCGUUGAUCAGACAUGAAUUCUUACUCUUGUGCUGUUGUCUGUGGUUACUUUAAAAACGAUGUUAUUUUUUUAAGUCUCGAAACGGUGGAAUAUUGAGUUAUUUAUAUGUUUUUGAUAAUAUAUUAUUACAUUACGUUACCUUAUAGUAUAAUUGUGAUAUUCAUGUAUAUUCUUAAAGUCUCGUUAAAAACAAUCGA
Molecule: messenger RNA, 1014 nt
Organism: Frieseomelitta varia
Lineage: Eukaryota; Metazoa; Arthropoda; Insecta; Hymenoptera; Apidae
Exons: 4
Coding region: 1-483 (160 amino acids)
Source: RefSeq, a predicted model, not a curated record